This is a messenger RNA of Ictalurus punctatus (channel catfish), 498 nucleotides long. Its product is annotated as caspase-6-like. Gene Ontology annotation, biological process: proteolysis; apoptotic process. The record is from RefSeq and is a predicted model, not a curated record. Bases 4 to 498 code for a protein of 164 amino acids. NCBI's taxonomy places the organism in Eukaryota, Metazoa, Chordata, Actinopteri, Siluriformes, Ictaluridae. Gene Ontology annotation, cellular component: cytoplasm. The transcript has 4 exons.
AAGAUGGCCCACAAGAGGCGAGGCAAGGCACUAAUCUUCAACCAUGAAAAUUUUCAAUAUUUAAAGAAACGCCGUGGCACAAAUAAAGACAGAGACAACCUCAGAGAAAGAUUUCAAGACUUAGGAUUUGAAGUGAACCCACACAAUGACAAAAGUAAGAAGGAAGUGCUAGAGGAAAUACGUAAAGCUGCCGCAGCCAACCACGAGGAUGCUAACUGUUUUGUCUGCAUUUUCCUAACUCAUGGGGAAGAAGGGCAAAUUUAUGCCAAGGAUGAUAAAAUUAAGAUUAAGGAAAUAACAGAUUACUUCAAAGGAGAUCAGUGCAAGAGCCUUGUAGGGAAGAUCUUCAUCUUCCAGAUUGUCCAGUUUGUGAAAAACAACAGAGCUGGACUUCUUCAGCACUUCAGCAGCUUGUUGAGUUUGUCAGCCUCCCCAGCCUUAAUUCCACCUCCCCAGCAUGUCACAGCAACGAACAGGGCACUGGCUACUACAGCCUGA